AAAAUCAGAGAGAGUGCGGGUAAGUAUUCGACCCAAAAAGUGAUGUCAGUGUCUGAGGAAAAUGCCAACAUACGAGACCCCCGCCGCCGCUUGCUGGCGGCGAAAUACGAGCUGAGACGGAACCUGUACAAGGCCCUCUGCAAGGACCCAAGCCUUCCCAGCAAUCUGCGCGAGGAGAACCGCUUCAAGCUCUCCAAGCUGCCCCGGAACAGCUCCUUCACGCGCGUCAGGAACCGCUGCAUCUUCUCCGGCCGCGCACGCGCCGUCUACGAGACCUUCCGUAUGUCCCGUAUCGUUUUCCGUUCUCUUGCAGAAAGCGUCUUGGUAGCCUCCCAAAACGAUUAUAGGAUUUGUUUCCCCAGAAGUUUGGGGUAAAAUUGGAAGAAGAGUGGAGUCAAAGAAGGGAAAUGAGAAUGAAGAGAACAGCAGCAGCAAGGAAGGAAUAUUAACAGCAGCAACAAGGACCCCGUGUGUCACUUAUGAUAAAAGCAAGUACAUUCGAAGGAUGCAUAUGCAUAUUAGUUUUUGUUUUUCUUUAGAGAAUGACGGUUUGGUCCAUUCACCUAGUGAACAUCAGUGUAAGUUAUCAUGCAAAGU
Molecule: messenger RNA, 597 nt
Organism: Pyrus x bretschneideri (Chinese white pear)
Lineage: Eukaryota; Viridiplantae; Streptophyta; Magnoliopsida; Rosales; Rosaceae
Product: ribosomal protein S14, mitochondrial-like
Exons: 2
Coding region: 43-375 (110 amino acids)
Biological process (GO): translation
Cellular component (GO): ribosome; small ribosomal subunit
Molecular function (GO): structural constituent of ribosome
Source: RefSeq, a predicted model, not a curated record